GAAGUCGCCUACUUUUCCUUCCGAUCGCGUCGUCCUCUUUGCUUCUGGUUGCCCUCCCUUAUGGGGAGUCAACCUUUCGUUUCCCCCUUUUCCUAUUUAUCAAGAAAUUGCAAGUCCACUUCAGGUUUUCUUUAAUCCUUAUUUACUGGGUCUUCUACUUCUUCUUCUAGUUGACGAUGAUUCGACAAGUUGUAUUUAAAUUUUUUGAUCUACCGUUGGAGUUCAAAUUUGGGGCCUUGUUUUCGUUGAAGAAUGAUUAUGGAUCUGGUGAGCUAGUGAAAUCCGCAAUUUGCGGUUAUUUAGAGAGAUUGAGAUGCAAAAUACGAGAAUUCGAGCGGUUAGCCGGACAGGUCGAGUCGAUCUCCGGCAUCAUCCUUUGCCUACUGAGGUCGAGCCUUUGGAGUCCGAUGAUCCUGGGGGAAAAAUGAAGGACGGAACGGUGAGGAGGUGCGAGUAUCUCGCCGUCUUCUUCUUCGGAAUCGGGUGCUUUUUCCUGGGAACCUACUGGAAAUCCCUCGAGUUUCAUGUACCGUUCGCGUUAAUCGGGAACUCCCAGGACGCCGGAUUCUCUAUCCAGAAUGACACCGAGAGGGUGGUGGGUCAGUUCUUUCAGGAGUUCCGCAGUUUGUCUGUCUCGGGGGAGAGCGGCGGAGCUCGGAUCGAGCUCUGCCCCCUUCAUAUGGAGAAUUAUGUUCCCUGCCGUGAUGACUUCGAUAGGAUUCGCAGCGUUCUGCUUCCUGGAAGGGGUAGGCGGCCGGGGAGGUAUUGUCCGGAUGAGAGUGAUAUGUGGUUCUGCUUGAUUCCAGCUCCAAGGAGUUACCGGCAGCCGGUGCCGUGGCCAGAGAGCUUGAACGAGGUGUGGAUAGGGAAUUUUCCUCAACCAGAACUCAUAAGGCACGCAGUCAGCAAAAAGUUGUUUGCUUCAAAGGGAGAGAAGAUUAAGCGUUUGCAGAAUGGAAAGGAGCAUUUUCUGUUGCAGUUUUUCCAUAAACUGGCUGAGACAGUUCCUGAUGCAAAGCUUGGUGUUCGUAUCAAAGCAGCUCUGGAAAUUGAAGCUGGUUUCAGUGGGGUUGGUGCUGCACUCCUUUCUCACAAUGUGAACAAUCUGUUUAUAGCAUCAGGAGACGAGCAUAAAAACCAAGUGCAAUUUGCUCUUGAGCGUGGAAUUCCUGCUAUGCUUGCAGAUUUUGGGUCGGAUAGGCUUCCAUAUCCCAGCCAAGCUUUUGAUUUGAUAUAUUGCUUGGAGUGCAAUAUCGACUGGGAACGUGAUGGUGGGAUCCUGCUUCUUGAAGCAAAUAGAAUGUUGCGGGCUGGUGGUUAUUUUGUUCUAGGGGUGGAACUUCCACUGAGGGAGAGAAACUUUUGGACUGAUAUGAAUAACAUAACAGAGCGGAUAUGCUGGUCACUUGUUGAAAAGCAAGAAAAUAUCAGGUUCUGGAAAAAGCCUUUUAACAACAUUUGUUACACCAGUAGAGGUGCCGGCGCACAGCCCCCACUCUGUGACGCGUUAGAUAACCAGGAUGACGUAUGGUAUGUGAAGUUGAAGAACUGCAUUACUCCACUACCUCAGCAUGCCGUGAUAACCUCUCCACUGAAGCAAUUAACUUCUUACUUUUCUGUACCAAAUCGUUUGAAUGAUGUGGAGAUAGAAACCCAUUUGUCAAAGUCCAUGACAUUCAAAGCCGAAGCAAGCUAUUGGAGGAUGGUAGUAAAUGGUUAUCUUAGCCAUCUUGGAUGGAAAGAUUUUAAGUUCCAAAAUGUGAUGGAUAUGCGGGCAGGCUUUGGAGGAUUUGCAGCAGCAUUAUAUCAGACAGGCAUGAAGUGCUGGGUGAUGAAUGUGGUUCCUAUAAGUGGGCCCAACACACUUCCUGUAAUUUAUGAUCAAGGAUUUAUUGGUGCCAUCCAUGAUUGGUGUGAGCCCUUUGAUACAUAUCCACGAACUUAUGAUCUUAUCCAUGCGGCGGGAGUUUUCUCUGCAGAGAAUAAGAGAUGUGAGAAGAUAGUGAUUCUAAUCGAAAUGGAUCGGAUCUUACGUCCUGGUGGACGGGCUUACAUAAGGGACUCACGUUCCAUCCUCGCAGAAGUUGAAGUGCUAGCAAAGCUGGUUGGAUGGAAAGCGGUGAUGGUCAAGACACAUGAAGGAAUUUAUGGCGACUCAAUGGUUUUGAUUUGCCAAAAGUUUUUUCUACAUCUCUAAUAGUUGUCAUAGUGUCAUGGGGUGUUACAAUCAGGAGAAUAUAAACAGAUGGCGAGGCAGUUGGAUGCAAUUUUUUCUCCCGAUUGUUCCUGAAACAGAGCAAAGAAUCACACGGGUUGUAUAAUUGAUCGUAUUUGCCAAUUAUUUACUAACAUGAUGGAAUGAAAAUCAAUAAGAGCGAAGGCACGGUUGAUUCAA
This is a messenger RNA of Nymphaea colorata (pocket water lily), 2395 nucleotides long. Its product is annotated as probable methyltransferase PMT11. Bases 314 to 2197 code for a protein of 627 amino acids. Gene Ontology annotation, cellular component: endosome; trans-Golgi network; cytoplasm. The transcript is spliced from 9 exons. Lineage: Eukaryota; Viridiplantae; Streptophyta; Magnoliopsida; Nymphaeales; Nymphaeaceae. Gene Ontology annotation, molecular function: methyltransferase activity. The record is from RefSeq and is a predicted model, not a curated record.